AGUCCUCUGAUCCAACCUCUCCCCCAGUGACCCCCAGGCCCCUCCUGACUCAGGGACAUCAUGGAACCCCUCAAUGUACACCUUUCCCGACUCCUCUUCCUCCUCUUCUCCCUCCUUCUCCUGGCCCAUCCCUGUACCUCCUUCAGGCCCCAGGUUGUGGAGCGAGCCUCUGGCCCUGAGCUGCCUCAGUCCUCUGGUAACAGCACGGGCAAGAGAUCGUGUUCAGAAGCUGUGGUGUGUAGACCCGGUAUCCUGCUGCCAGUGUGGUUGCCACUAAAUCCUCCAUUGGGGGAGCAAUCAGGGAGGGCGCUCAUCUACUUCCUGUGUCUCAUGUACAUGUUUGCGGGUGUGUCCAUCAUCGCAGAUCGGUUCAUGGCAUCCAUCGAAGUCAUCACCUCUCAGGAGAAAGAGGUGACCAUCACCAAACCCAACGGUGAAACAACAGUAGCGACAGUGAGAGUCUGGAAUGAGACUGUGUCCAACCUCACACUCAUGGCCCUGGGCUCCUCUGCGCCUGAGAUCCUGCUUUCUGUUAUUGAGGUAUGUGGGCACAACUUUGACGCAGGGGAGCUUGGCCCAGGCACCAUAGUGGGAAGCGCUGCCUUCAAUAUGUUUGUGAUAAUUGGUCUGUGUGUGUGGGUGAUCCCUGACGGAGAGUCUCGCAAGAUCAAACACCUGCGAGUGUUUUUCAUUACGGCUUUCUGGAGUAUUUUUGCCUACAUUUGGCUCUACCUCAUACUGGCUGUCAUCUCACCUGGGAUUGUAGAGGUGUGGGAAGCUGUGGUGACGCUGCUUUAUUUUCCGGUGUGUGUGAUCUUGGCUUGGAUUGCUGACCGUCGCCUACUCUUCUACAAAUACAUGCACAAGCGUUACCGUGCUGACAAGAGGCAUGGCAUUGUGGUGGAAAUGGAAGGUGACCUUUCGCCCAAAGGCAUUGACGUGAUCAUUGAUGGAAAGUUGUCAGACGGCAGUUCGUGCCCUGGAAACUCCUCUGGUGUGACAGUCUCUGUGCAAACAGGCAGUGAACUAGACCAGAACAAAGAUGAGGUGGUCCGCAUUCUAAAAGACCUGCAGGAGAAACACCCAGAAAAAGACCUAGACCAGCUGAUUGAGAUGGCCAACUACUCUGCCCUGGUCCAUCAGAAGAAGAGUCGCGCCUUCUACCGUGUCCAGGCGACACGCAUGUUGAUUGGUGCUGGCAACGUAUUAAAGAAACAUGCUGCUGAGCGCGCCCGUCGCUCAGGAGGCCAGGAGGCUGACAUGGCCACGUGCUCACACAUUUGUUUUGAAAGUGCCCAGUACCAGUGCACAGAGAACUGUGGCUCUCUGAGCCUCGGGGUGAUCCUUGAAGGGGGCACAGGCCAGAACACGUUCUAUGUGGACUACUGUACAGAAAAUGGCUCCGCCAAUGCUGGGGCGGACUAUGAAUUCAGUGAGGGAACCCUAGUGUUUAAACCAGGGGAGACCCGCAAAGAGAUCAAGGUGGGCAUCUUGGAUGAUGACGUCUUUGAGGAGGACGAGCACUUCUUUGUUCGUCUUCAGAAACUGAGGUUAGAAGAAGGUGGAAAUGAAGGGACAGGAACUCCACCCAAGGGCAGAUUAGUGGAGCCGCUGGUCGCCACCAUCACUAUCUUGGACGAUGACCACGCCGGCAUCUUCACCUUUGGCCAGCGAGUGAUGCGGGUGAGUGAGAGCACAGGCACGCUGACGGUGACAGUGGUGAGGAACUCGGGCUCCAGGGGCACCGUUGCUGUGCCGUACCAUACGGAGGAUGGCAGUGCCAAGGCUGGGGUGGACUAUGAGGAAACCAGGGGGGAACUGGAAUUCACCAAUGAACAGACCAGUCAGAUCUUAAAAGUGCACAUUAUAAAUGUGGAGGAGUACGAGAAGCAGGAAAACUUCUUCCUUGUGCUUGAGGACCCCAAAUGGCUGAAGCGAGGACUCUCCGCACUGCUGCUAAACCAGGGUAACCCCAGCCCUGAGGAAGAAGAGGCCCGGAGGAUCUCUGAGAUGGGCAAACCCAUUCUAGGGGAGCACAGCAGGCUAGAGGUCAUCAUAGAGGAGUCCUGUGAGUUUAAGAACACAGUGGACAAACUGCUGAAGGACACAAAUCUGGCUUCAGUGAUUGGCACUCAUUCAUGGAGGGAGCAGUUCAUUGAAGCAGUCACAGUCAGUGCAGGCGAUGGAGAUGAGGAGGAGGGACAGGAGCAGCGAAUGCCGAACUGCUUCGACUAUUUCAUGCACAUUAUGUGCAUUUUCUGGAAGAUUGUGUUUGCUUGCAUCCCACCCACUGAGUACUGGAACGGCUGGGCAUGCUUCAUAGUGUCAAUCUGUGCCAUUGGUUUCUUAACAGCCCUUAUCGGAGACCUUGCCUCCCAUUUUGGCUGCACCGUCGGCCUUAAAGACACUGUCACUGCGGUGGUCUUUGUGGCACUGGGGACUUCACUUCCUGAUACCUUUGCCAGUAAGGUGGCUGCCACUCAGGACCAGUACGCGGAUGCAUGUAUUGGGAAUGUGACAGGAAGCAACGCUGUUAAUGUGUUUUUGGGCAUUGGGCUGGCCUGGUCCGUGGCUGCCGUAUAUUGGCAAGUCAAAGGUAAGGUCUUCCGUGUGGACCCCGGCUCGCUGGCCUUCUCCGUCACACUCUUCACUAUUUUUGCCUUUUUAAGCAUGGGAAUGCUGAUGCUACGCCGAAGGCCGUCUGUAGGCGGCGAACUCGGAGGCCCGCGGAUCACCAAAGUCCUCACUUCACUGCUAUUCUUUGGACUCUGGUUCCUCUACGUCCUGUUCUCCAGCUUGGAGGCUUAUUGCCAUAUACAAGGCUUCUGAGAGAGCACAGCUGGGGAGAGUAAUGACUGCACAAUAACACACAUCACAAGGACAUUCACCUGUACAGUACUGUUACAGUAACUACCACUCAGAAGACCUGUCAUCACUUGACAACUGCUGCCAUGGUUCAUAAAAAAAGUAUUCACACUCCAAACUUGGACAUGCACAUCUGUAUGUCACAUCCACUGCAGGACAGAUCCAGUCAGUAGAAUUGAUCGUGACAGCACUGUUUAAUGAAGUGGACUAAAUAACAUGUAGUGACUGUUUUUGAUAAAUGGUCAGCAUGUCCUCUGUAAAGUCACUGGAUAUUGCUUGAUACUGGCUUGAUGCAUAAUGGCUCGUAACAUGGAUUUAAACUUUGGUCUUGUUUCUCCUCAUGCUUAUAGAGGCUUGGCGAUGUAACUGAUGAUACAUGUUGAUACAUGAAAAUAAUGGCUGCAGGACACCACCCUGCUUAGCGUUCAAGUCUGUUCUUUUUGUACAUCAGGACACCUCCGAGUGAAUCAUCAGGCUUAUACCAUGGCCAUAUGUCACAGGCAAAAGUAGAAGCUGUGUUCAAACUGUCAUCCAUUAUUUAAAGUGUUUGUUGUCAGUAAGCAUUAACCCAUACUUAGGUCUGUUUGACAAGUUAGAGUUAAUUCGUAAUGUAGUGCAAAGCAAAAGCACUGUUGCUAUGGUUACCUCCAGUUGCGCACAUGCAGAUCAGUAGUUAAACUGAUGGCUGGAGGUGUUGUCUUGAGUGAGUUCUGUUUUUUGAAUGGAUCUGACAGCCAAUCAGAAGCAAGUGUGUUGGAUUUAAAAAGCUGAGCACAGUUUGGUUACAAUCUACACUUUGGGAGAUAUGCUGCUGAUGUGAAAUAUCUCAAUCAUAAAUUCUGUUACUCUGUUAUGUGACUCAAGGCAUUGUUGAGUGUAAUGUAAUGCACCUACUCAAUUUGAUCUCACUGUAAGUAUUAAUAAUAGUAAUGAUCACAAAUGCACUAUAUGAACCCAAUAUUGAAAUGUAUAAUUGACAAAGAAUUACACAGGCAAUGGAUCUUUAAUAAGCUGUGGAAUGAAAAACAAUGUAUCUUGUAUCUGCCAUUGAGUGUUUCUGUUUGAAAGUGAUGGUUCAUUCACCUCUGAAGUCUUAUCUGUUUAUUUAUCAAUAGUGUAAUUUAUGUCUUUGUACCUAAAUGUAUUUGAUCUGAUAUGAACAAAAAUAUAUUGUAAUUUAUUGUAAG
Morone saxatilis (striped sea-bass) is the source of this 4052-nucleotide messenger RNA. It is a transcript of the gene slc8a2a, whose product is annotated as solute carrier family 8 member 2a. The record is from RefSeq and is a predicted model, not a curated record. Gene Ontology annotation, biological process: sodium ion transmembrane transport; cell communication; calcium ion import across plasma membrane. Gene Ontology annotation, cellular component: axon; postsynapse; sarcolemma. The transcript has 12 exons. Bases 61 to 2829 code for a protein of 922 amino acids. NCBI's taxonomy places the organism in Eukaryota, Metazoa, Chordata, Actinopteri, Moronidae. Gene Ontology annotation, molecular function: calcium:sodium antiporter activity.